AUGCCCGCGGAGGCCGACAGCCACGCACCGCCCGCGUCGUUCGACGCGGAGACCGGCAGCAUGGCGCGCCUCGAGCACUUUUUGGACGCCGUUCUCCGCCAGUCCCUCGAAAGGGUGCUGCGGGAGCGCGACACGGUGUACGCGAUGGCCUCCGACUGCUGCCAGCUGCGGGAGCUCUUUGAGGAGAUGCGGGCCCUCUCCUCAACGCACUCCUUCAUUGCAGAGGGUGAAGCCUCCUCCGCAGCCGCAGCAGCGGGAGGCGAGGCGGAGAGAAGGCCCCAGCGCAAUCAGAUUAUGGUUGACAUUGGCAAUCACUUCUUCGUGCAGUGCGCCGUCAGGGAUGCGUCGCAGGUGUGGGUGAACCUCGGCUGCGGCGUGGUGCUCCCCAUGUCCACGGCGGAGGCGGAUGCAUUCAUGCAGAAGAAGGAGAAGCUCCUGCGGGAGCGGGCGGCGCGGCUGAGCAAAGAGGCCCUGCGCAUCAAGUACCGCAUCCGCCUCGUGAUGGAGGCCAUCACUCGCCUGUACGACAGAGCCACUGGGCAGCGCGCGUGA
Messenger RNA from Trypanosoma conorhini, 552 nucleotides. Its product is annotated as protein UXT. Lineage: Eukaryota; Euglenozoa; Kinetoplastea; Trypanosomatida; Trypanosomatidae. The record is from RefSeq and is a predicted model, not a curated record. Bases 1 to 552 code for a protein of 183 amino acids. The transcript has a single exon.